UUUAUUUUAUUCGUGCCGUGUUAGUUUAUUCUCUAAAGAUCAUUAUAAUGUCUGGCCGGGGAAAGCAGGGAGGUAAAGCUCGGGCUAAAGCUAAGUCUCGCUCUUCUCGUGCUGGGCUGCAGUUUCCUGUGGGUCGUGUUCAUCGGCUGCUGCGCAAGGGGAACUACGCGGAGCGAGUGGGAGCUGGUGCUCCCGUUUACAUGGCUGCAGUGCUGGAGUACCUUACUGCUGAAAUCUUGGAGCUCGCUGGCAACGCCGCCCGGGACAACAAGAAAACCCGUAUCAUUCCUCGGCACUUGCAGCUGGCCAUCCGCAACGACGAGGAGCUGAACAAGCUGCUGGGCAAAGUCACUAUCGCUCAGGGUGGCGUACUGCCCAACAUCCAGGCGGUACUGCUGCCCAAGAAAACCGAGAGCCAUAAAGCCAAGGGAAAGUAAGCAGGUUACUACUGCUGCUGCCGCCUUAUAGGCGAGGGCGAUUUCUCCACUUAAUAUCUCAACCCCAAAGGCUCUUUUCAGAGCCACUCACAGCAUCAGGCAGAGAGUUGUUAAUCCCUUUUGUGUCGCCUUGGUGUUGGUUUUUUGGGGGGUGUUGGUAAGGAAAAAUGAACAAUCAAAUCAGUAAAGAUACCAGUACUCUCCCGGGAGAAAACGGGUGGGUAAAAUAUACAGGAACCCAAAUGUUCUUCAGGAAAACAC
Molecule: messenger RNA, 698 nt
Organism: Chelonoidis abingdonii (Abingdon island giant tortoise)
Lineage: Eukaryota; Metazoa; Chordata; Testudines; Testudinidae
Product: histone H2A type 2-C-like
Cellular component (GO): nucleosome
Molecular function (GO): protein heterodimerization activity; DNA binding; structural constituent of chromatin
Source: RefSeq, a predicted model, not a curated record